Messenger RNA from Protopolystoma xenopodis, 339 nucleotides. Lineage: Eukaryota; Metazoa; Platyhelminthes; Monogenea; Polystomatidea; Polystomatidae. The record is from the annotation of a GenBank genome assembly.
GAGUCUGGGUCGCCUCCUAGCGGACUGUCAAUCAGGAACAAGAAGGACUGCAGCAGUCUUGCUUCUUGUCUGGUGCCCUACCUCGUGCAUUUGGCGGCCUGGCCACGUGUCAUGCUGCAGCAGCUCCAGCCUCGACACAAGCGUCUCCAUCGUCUAUCUGAUCUGUUGGCAUUUGCAAACGAUGCAAACUGGAAAACGGUUAUUCGGCGAGCCGGUGGGCCCGAGUUCACAGCACACGCAUGGCUUGUGGCCAGUUUGGAGGAGUAUGGAAAACAUGUGCAACCACCACUAAACCCCGUUGUCAUGUCGACCUUUCAUCUACACGCGAUUCGAGGCUAA